AUGCUGGUAAAUAUUUUAAACAAGCAAAAUGACGAUACAACAAAGCAACAGAACACCACAAAUACUAUUGCUAACUUAAAAGUAUCAUCUCAAUUGGAUUUCGAUGAAUCCGACCAAGUUACAUAUAAUCCUGUAAGUUUCGAAAAGGAUUCUAUAGAAAUACCCACAGAUGACGAUGAUGAUGAAGAGGGAAAUCAUCAUGACACAACAAAUGGUAUGUACAAGACAAAAUCACAAAACAGAGAUGAACCAGAUAUAGAUUCUCCACCUUAUUCAUGGUUCGAUAAGAAGGAAAAGGCCUUCUUGGUGGUUCAAUGUGCUUUCACAGGUUUACUUUCCUCGUUAGCUGGGUCUAUUUAUUAUCCUGUUCUAUCAGUCUUGGAAGUAAAAUUCCAUAUUACUGAAGAACAAAUUAAUAUCUCAGUGGUUGUAUAUUACGUGUUUCAAGCUGUUUCACCAACUUUAAUGGGGGGGCUUGCUGAUUCUUUGGGGAGAAGACCUGUCAUUAUAACUUCUGUUUUCCUUUAUUUCUGUGCAUGCAUUGGGUUAGCUUGUUGUAAUAAUUAUUCGCAAUUGAUUGGUUUAAGAUGCUUACAAGCAACUGGUAUUUCACCAGUGAUUGCUGUUAAUAGUGGGUUAAUGGGUGAUGUUACAACAAAGGCUGAAAGAGGUGGAUAUAUGGGCCUUGUAUCUGGUACUCAAGUCCUAGGGACUGCGUUUGGUGCUUUAAUUGGUGCUGCUCUUUUCUCGAGAUGGGGGUGGAGAUCUAUCUUUUGGUUUUUAGUUAUUGGUUCAGGUGUUUGUCUAGUAUUAUCUUUAUUCAUCUUGCCUGAAACUAAAAGAACUGUAGUAGGUAAUGGAUCCAUCACUCCAAAGAGUUAUUUAAAUAAAUCACCAUUAUUAGCUAUACCUUAUUAUAGAAGGAAAUUACAUCUAAAUUCUCCUGAUUAUUCCACUCUUGAGAAAGGUACAAAAGUAAGCUUAUGGGCUCCAUUCACAGUUAUGAAGCAAUGGGAUAUUUCUUUGAUAUUAUUAGUCGCUGGUAUUCAAUUUGCAACUUGGACCACUCAUCAAACCGCGUUGACAACAGCUUUGGCAAAGGAUUACCAUUUUUCAGUGGUAAUUAUUGGUGUAUGUUUCUUACCUUCAGGGAUUUGUACCAUGGUUAGUGUUUUAUUAACAGGAAGAUAUUUGAAUUGGCUAUACAAUAGAAAAUUGAAUAAACAUAAAAUAUGGUAUGAAAAACAAAGACAACUGUUAUUAAGUGAAAACAAUAACGAUGAAAAAUUAGUCUAUGAUAUCAUGCAUAGGGAUUCUACUUAUGUUUUCAACCUUUACAGUGCAAGAUUACAGCCUGCCUUUGUAACUUUAUUUGGUAGUUGUGCUGGAUUUUGUGCCUUUGGUUGGUGCAUCGACGUACAUGCUCCAGUGGCUGCUGUGUUGUGUAUGAGUGGAUUUGGCUCCUUAUUUGCUAAUUGUGUUUUAACAAUGUCUACCACAUUAAUGGUAGAUUUAUUUCCUUCAAAGGCAUCUACAGCUACAGGAUGUUUGAACCUUUUCAGAUGUGCAUUAUCGGCCAUCUUCAUCGCUUGUUUAACAAGAAUGGUAAACCAUAUGUCCUACGGUGGUGUUUUUCCUUUUUAUCAGGGUUAA
Molecule: messenger RNA, 1653 nt
Organism: Henningerozyma blattae CBS 6284
Lineage: Eukaryota; Fungi; Ascomycota; Saccharomycetes; Saccharomycetales; Saccharomycetaceae
Product: MFS transporter
Exons: 1
Coding region: 1-1653 (550 amino acids)
Biological process (GO): transmembrane transport
Cellular component (GO): membrane
Molecular function (GO): transmembrane transporter activity
Source: RefSeq, a predicted model, not a curated record